Adelges cooleyi (spruce gall adelgid) is the source of this 931-nucleotide messenger RNA. RefSeq lists its product as uncharacterized. Bases 2 to 742 code for a protein of 246 amino acids. The transcript is spliced from 2 exons. The record is from RefSeq and is a predicted model, not a curated record. Lineage: Eukaryota; Metazoa; Arthropoda; Insecta; Hemiptera; Adelgidae.
GAUGUGUAGUCCGUGCCGCCAAGCCAAAACACCGGACGGUCGCACGGAGGUACUUAAACGACUGCACCGGGCCACAUCACCAACAGAAGUCAUCAUCAUGAAUUCCUUCAGUUUUAUUGUUGCAGUCGUUACUCUGGCCAUCCAGGUUUACGACACUUCGUCCUGCGAUUGUAUCUGCCCCAAGCCAUUAUUCAAGCCGUUCAACGUUCCAAUUCCUUUCCCUAUCCUGAAACCCAUUGCCGCGUCGUUACCGUGCUCUCUGGAGAAACCGCCAAAAAUCCCGUUGUUGCUGCUCUCCAAACUCUUGUUCCCACUACUCAAGAAAUGUGGACCCCUGCCCUUGCCCUUACCUCUGCCUGUAUCGGCGCCUAAAAUAUGUCUGCCGGCUCCAAUUUCGAAACCAGUACCAUGUUUACCUCCAGUCGUCCCCGCACCCGCACCCGUUUGUACUGAUCUUUCUUCUGAACUCUUGGCUCUGUUGCUCAGUGCUUCUCCAAUAGCUUUGCCUCAACUAACCCCAUUGGCUCCACCGGCUCCUUGCGAUAUUUCUCCAGCGUUGUUGACAAGCUUGCUGUCCUCGUUAAACGGGAAAUGCACCCCACCUCCCGUUGAGUAUGCUUCACUUGCCCCCAUUGCUAUCCCGUCUACUCCUCCAGUGUGUCCAUCGAACCUCGAUAUCCCAACCGAACUUUUAUUAAGCCUUCUAUCCCCAACAUCAUCCGGUUACUCUCCGUGUUAUUAAUUCGUUUUGUAAAUAGCAAAAUCGUUGUGUUAUAAUAUACUUACAAAAUGUUUACAUCUAAAAAAAUUAAAAAUGUUUUUACACAUAUGCAAGUUGUAUUUUAUUAUUUAAUUGUUUACUUUAACAUGAACUUAUACAUAAUGUACAAACACUAUUUACAUAUGUUAAAUAAAUGCACCGUACACCUGU